GUGUUUGUAAAAUAGCGUCGUAACGAACGAACUAAAAACCAACAGUGCGUCCAGUCGAGAGCUAGUGAAAAUGAUCCCUUGUAUUAUUAUUUUAUUAUUUAUUUAAUUAUUACUAUUAUUUGUUUAUUAUCAAUUAAUUUGUCAUGUAAAAUAUUUGUUUUUAAUUUUUGUUUGUGUUGACUCAAUAAUUAUUAAAUAAUGUAAAUUUAUUGUUAUUCUUUUGUUUGACAACGACUUUGUGAAGGACUUUUUACUCUUUUUUUUUUUUUUAUUUAGUGGUUACACGUGAAGAUGUGUGAUACAGCAAAAUUGUGCAAAUAUUGUUGUGAAAUAUUCUGGUAAUGGUACAGAUUUAUUGUGAAAUUAAUUUUUUUUUUUUAUAAAUUAUUAAACAUGGGUACACCGGAUAUUGAUAAUUUUUUGGCUGGACGUUUGGUUGAAUGGUUUGACAAUUGCCUUGAGGAUGAUCAUCGACUGGCAAGUUAUGAUGAGCUAGUUGAUGGAACACUUAUUCACAAUGUAUUUUUACAAAUGAAUAUUGAGCCUAUUCAUGAUGGUAUUAUUCCCAGCUGUGGGAAUCCAAUUAUCAGAAUGAAAAAUCUUGAAAUGAUUGUUGGUAAUAUAAAGCAAUUUUAUGAAGAAGAAUUGGGACAUAUUUUAAUGAAAGUUCCUGAUAUAACAAAUUUAGGAAAAGAUCCAGAAAAUAAUAUUCAAGAAAUGGAAUUAUUAUUAAUUUUAUUACUUGGUUGUGCUGUACAAUGUCCAAGAAAAGAAACAUUUAUGGAAAAAAUAACAAAUUUAUAUGAAGAUAAAUCAAGUCAACAUAUUAUGGUUGAUUAUAUUAAACAAGUAACUCUUUCUCCUGGUAUUGUAUUGACCCAAGAAAUGAUGGAAAAUUGUGGUAUACCAUCAGAUGUAUUUAAAGAUAUUAAAAAAUUAAAUAAUGAACGUAAUAUUUAUAAAGAUAAAUGUCGUAUUAUUGGAAUUGAUGAAUUAUCAUUAAUACAAAAUAAUAAUUUAUCAUCAUAUUGUGAUAAAAAUUCAAGUAUAAGAAAUAAAACAACAAAAUCAGAGUAUGAAGAAAAUCAUCAUAAUGCUGUAACACUUGCUGAUGUACGUUCACAAUUAAGAAAAAAAAAACAAGAAUGUGAUGAGUAUAAAGAAUCAUUAAAUGAAUGUCAGCUUGAAAUUGAAAUAACAAAAGAAACAAUGAAUAAAUUGAAGCAAGAAAAUCAAGAAUUAAUGCAUGAAGCAAGAAUAGCAAAAUCAUAUAGAGAUGAAUUAGAUGUUGUUAUGGAAAAAGCUGAACGUGCUGAUAAAUUAGAACUUGAAGUAUCACGUUAUCGUGAAAAAUGUUCAGAGCUUCAAUUUUGUAGAACAACAAUAACACAAUUAAAAGAAGAAAAACAAACAUUAGAAGAAACUUGUGAUAUGUUAGAGGAACAAUUAAAUUCAUCACGUUGUCGUUCAGAUAAAGUAUUAGAACUUGAAGCACAAUUAAUUAAAUAUAAACAAAUGUUAAAUGAUAUGGUACUUGAACGUGCAUCUGAUAAAGAAAAAUAUCAUGAACUUAUUGAAGAAAAUACACAAUUACGUCAAUUUAAAAAAGCUGCUGAUGAUGAAGCUGAAAAUAUUGAAUCAAUAAGUGAAACAGAUGAACCAAUAAAUUGUGAUAAUAGAUUAUCUGAACAAUUAACAAAUAAUGCACAAACAAGAGCAUUAAAGCUACAAGUUGAAAAUGGUAAAUUAUUAGCAAUGAUUGAUAAAUUAAAAGAAAAUAAAUUUUAUGAAUCAUCAAAUAAAUUAUUAGAACUUGAAAAAGAUAAAAAAAAAAUGUCAUUAAAAAUUGAAUCAUUAAAUGAUAAUAAUGAUAGAUUAAUACAACAAAAUUCUGAUUUAGAACUAAUAUGUCAAAAAGCACUUGAUGAAAAUAAAAAAUUACAAAAUACAUUAAAAAAUCAACGUACAUCAUUUGAAAAACAACAACAAGAUUAUCAAAGUCAACAAUUAAAAAUUGCUGAAUUUGAAAAAAAUUAUGAUAUUGCUAUUAAAGAAAAACAAAGAGUACAAUCAUUAUUUGAUAGUGUAUGUAAACGUGCUGAUGAAUUAGAACGUUCACUUGAAUUAUCAAAUCAACGUAUUGAUGAAUUAAAAAUAGUUGAAGAUAAAUUAAAAAAAACUGAUUCAAAAAUAAGUGAAAUGGUAUCAAAAAUUGUUAUACUUGAAAAAGAUAAAGAAUCAUUAACACGUGAAAUACAUAAAUGUCGUGAAUUAAUUGAAGAAAAAGAUGUUGCAUUAGAUAAAGCAACAAAUUCAAUUGAAUUAUUAGAAAAAAAAUUAUCUGAUUUAGAUAGAGAAAUUGAUAAUUCAGCAUCUCAAAUAAUAAGAUUACAAGAAAUUGAAAAAACAAGUAAAGAACUUGAUUCACAAGCAGCAAUUGAUAAAGAAACAAUGAAAACAUUACAAUCAAAUUUAAUUGCUGAAAAAUUAAAUACCCAACAAUUACAAACAUGUUUGGAAAAAUUAGGUUUAAGUGUUGAUUCAUUAUUAAAUUUAAAUGUUGAUAAUAUUGUUGAUACAUUAAUUAAGCUACCAGAGGUAUCACGACAUAUUGAAAAUUCAAAAAUUAAUCAUAUAACACCAACAACAAAUACAGAUAAUGAUGAAGAUACACCAGUUAAUAAAAAUUUACGUGAAAAAAUUGAAUUAAUGAAAAAAGAAAUUGAUAAUAUACAAUUAAAGUUAAGUACUAGUCAAACAACUGCUGAUAAUUUAUUAGAAGAACAAGCUAAAUUACAAGUAUCAAUAACAACAUUACAAUCAAAAAAUACAUCAUUAAAUGCACAACAUACUGCAUUACAACUUGCUAAUUCACAAUUAGUUGCUGAAAAAGAAGAAUUACUUAAAGAUCGUGAUGUUCAACAACGUACACAUCAACAGCUAUUACAUGAUCAAGUUACUCUACAAAAAUUACAUGAACAACUUAAUAAUGAGUAUGAAAAUCUUCUUCAAGAGAGAGAAACACUUAAAAUUAAUUUACGUGAUGCUAAAAAUAUUGCACGAACACUCAGAGAAAAUUUAGAUGCUUUGGAAAGUAAAAAUAAACAGCUAUUAAGUGAACAAGAAAUUGCUGCUUCAAAUGUUAAAAGUCUUAAUAAUCUCAGAGGAGAACAUUCUAAAUUAAAGGAUGAUUUUAGAAAUUUAUACACUGCAACAGAAAAAUUAAAAUUAGAAUAUAGAAGUUUACAGGAUGAUUAUAGAAAAAAUAAAAUUGAAACAAAUCGUUUGAGUUUAAAACAAACAGAAUUACAAGGUGAAGUCAGUACAAAAGAAGAAAGAUGUGCAAAUCUUGAGCUUCAAAUAAAUAAAUUAAAUCAACGUUGUGAGAUGUUGAUGCAAAUGACGUCUGGCCUUGAUAAUAAUAGACGAUCAUUGAUGGAUCAUGUGAGUGUGCUGUUGAAUCAAUAUCAUGAUCUUUUAACUCAUUCCAUGGAGGACAAAGAACACUAUCACAUGGAAGAAAAAUUAUAUCGUGAUCAAGUUAAUAAUCUUUCAAGACAAAAAGAAAAACUUGAAGAAAAAAUCAUGGAAUAUUAUCGUAAUAAGCAAAGUUGUUCAACAAAAAAAAAACGUUUUGGAGCGAAUUUGGUGAAACAAGUUAAAAAAGUUUCCGAUAUAUUAAAGAAUCGUCAAUCAUGGGCAGAUGAUUCCAAACAAUCAGAUGGUAAAUCUGAAUCUGGUGGAAAUGAUUCAGAUGUUAGUGUUGAUGAUCAUCGUGCAGCAGCUGAUUCUACUGAGCUUGACAACGAUUCUUUUUCUUUGGGAACACCAGGAACUCGACGAACAGUUUAUUACACUGAUGAUUCACCUUCAUCUGCUACUUCCUUGCCACCAGAACAAAAAUCAGCCGAGUCCUUGUCACAAAGUCCAAUUGAACCAGAUGCUCAAACUCAAUCAACACGUACAACAGGUGAUAAAUCAACCCGUCCAGAGGAACAAACACAAACCCGUCCAUUUUUAAUCUACAAUAAAAUAUCAGCAGUUAUCAAUGAAACAACGACAUUAUCCCCAGUAGAAGAGCCAAAUUCACCACAAGAUAUUGGAGAACCACAUACUGCGAAAGAUUCAAAGGUCGGUAAUUCAGUCUGGUAUGAAUAUGGUUGCGUAUAAAUAAAUAAUACAACAACAACAAAGUUGUAGUUGAAAAAAAAAAACAAGUAUAUAAGCAAAAUAAUAAAUAGCAUAAUAAAAACACGAUGAGAAACGACAAAAUAAUAAAAAAAAAAACAACAGAUUGCAAUUAUGCUGAAUAAUCAAUUAUACGCUUCUUCGCCUUAAUUAUUUUAUAAAAUUUUAUUUAUAAAUAAAACAUUUUUUUUUUUAAUUUUAUAUAUUCGAUAAAUUAAAUUAUCGAAAAUUUUUUUUUUUCAAUUUAUAUUUAUCUACAAAUUAUAGCAUUUAAAAUUUAUAUUUUUUAAUAAAAUUUUUUUGUGAUAUAAAUACAAUGUGACAAAAAUAGUAAAAAAAUAAUUUUUUUUUUUUUUUUGAUCAUUGAUGGAAUCGGCAUAGAUGACAAAGAAAAAGAAUUUGUGCUGAUGCAGAAAAGAUUGAAAAAAAAAAAACAAAUAAAUAAAUAAAAUAAAGAUUUUAAAAACCGGAAUGCUUGCCGACUGGUACCUCGAACGAAUCCGUCACCAGUAAAUUAAUUAUACUGUAAAUAUAGUUACAUUUUAUAUUUUAUUUUAGUCUUUUUUAUUAUUUUAUUAUUAUUCAGUUUCUUUACGAAAUAUUGGUCCAUCAAAAUUGAAUUCUAUACGUUCCGACGAAACCGUCUUCCAACGUUAGACUCUUUUUUUUUUUUAGACGCAUAGAUUUAAAAAUUUUUUUUUUUUAUUAUUACCUGAAGCGACUGUAACAUGUGCAUAAAAAAAAAAAAAAAAAGCCGAUAAACUAAACAACGAAUUUUAAAAAGAAUUUUGAAAAAAAAACUACGUAACAAAGUAUUAUUUUUACUAAAGAAUUUUUGUAUCUCGUAGACUAUAAGUUCAAUUUUUUUUAUGAAAAAAUAAAUAAAAAAUUAAAAACAAAAAAAAAAA
This is a messenger RNA of Aphidius gifuensis, 5096 nucleotides long. RefSeq names its product protein Daple (gene Girdin). Gene Ontology annotation, molecular function: microtubule binding; dynein light intermediate chain binding. Gene Ontology annotation, biological process: cytoskeleton-dependent intracellular transport; cytoplasmic microtubule organization. The transcript is spliced from 9 exons. NCBI's taxonomy places the organism in Eukaryota, Metazoa, Arthropoda, Insecta, Hymenoptera, Braconidae. The coding region runs from base 394 to 4170 and encodes 1258 amino acids. The record is from RefSeq and is a predicted model, not a curated record. Gene Ontology annotation, cellular component: centrosome; cytoplasm.